AUGGAUCAUAGCCAAUCCCCAGUUUCCAGUGUCAAUGAUUCAAAUGGGCAAGCCCAAGAGAUUGAAGAGCAGAGGAAAGAAAGACAUUACUUGCCACUGUAUAAAGCAGCACUGAGAGGUGAUUGGGAAGCUGCAAAGAACAUCUUUAAUGAAGAUAAUGAUGCAUUUACCGCAAUGAUUUCAGGCUUUGGAGAGAUUGCUCUUCAAGUUGCAAUUAGCAAAGAUCGCUCAUCCCUAAGGUUCAUACGUAUGCUUGUACAGUUCAUGACUUCAGAGUCCUUGGAAGCGCAAAAUAUUAAUGGUGAAACAUCUCUUCAUUAUGCUGCUAUUGCUGGAAAUAUUCAAGCAAUAAGGAUCUUGGUGACAAAGAAUCCAUCACUGCUGAAUAAAGGAAACUUCUAUGGCCUUACCCCACUUCAUUAUGCUGCCCAAUAUGGCCACAGGGAAGCAGUUUCCUAUCUUCUGUCAGUGACAGAUCAAAGUCGAUUCACAAACAAAAAUUUCGUCAGACUUGUCAAUCUUUUAAUAACUAUUGAUUUCUAUGAUAAGGCUCUUGAUCUACUACUGUGGCGUCCCAAUUUAGCUACUGAAAAAGAUGAUGAAGGGACAACUGCCUUAGAGACGUUGGCACAAAAGCGUCAAGCAUUUCCAAGUGGAAGCAAUCUUGGUUUUUGUGAACGCUUACUAUAUCGAUUUGCUUCGGUACAGUUAGCUGGUGUCCCUCGAGGUGGAGAUUUAAAAAGUGCAGUUGAUAUUUCAGAAUACCAAAAAGAAUCAAAGAAAUUAGGCUUUCUACACAACAUAUAUAAUACAAAGUUGAAGCACAUUCAAGCACAAGAGCUACUCGAAUUCUUGAUUGGGAAAGCUUUAAAAGGAGGACGCUUAGAAAUCCGCGAGCUACUGAGGAAACCACUACUCAUUUCUGCUAGAUUGGGGAUUUAUGAACUGGUUUUUGAGAUUGUUAAUGCCUACCCUGAAUCAGUUUGGUUUGUUGAUAACGAAGGAAGGAACGUUUUCCAUUUAGCGAUAAUUCACCGCCAAAAAUUUAUUUUCCGUCUCUUUAAUAGGCUGAGUUCGCAUACUAUGCAUCUUGUUAACACAUCAACAGAAACCCACAUGGAAAACUUGUUGCAUCUAGCUGCGAAGUUGGGACCAUUAGAUGAGAUUCCUGGCGUUGCUCUGCAAAUGCAUACGGAGAUGCUAUGGUUUAAGGAAAUAGAAAAGGUUGUCCAACCAUCAUUCAGGGAAAUGAAAGAUGGUAAAGGAAGAACUCCGAGAAUGGUGUUUACAGAAGAGCAUAAGAAUCUAGUUGAGCGAGGUGAGAAGUGGAUGAGAGAUACAGCUUCAUCAUACUCGCUUGUAGCUGUGCUCGUUGUUACAGUAGCAUUCGCAGCAACUUUUACCGUACCGGGCGGCAAUAGUGAAGAUCAUGGGAUUCCUAUAUUCUUAAAUGAGACCUCUUUCAUGAUCUUUACAGCAUCAAAUGCCUUAGCCCUGUUUUCUGCAACUACCUCACUGUUGAUGUUUCUGGGGAUACUCUCAUCAAGAUAUGCAGAAAAUGAAUUUCUCAAGGCCUUGCCAAGGAGGCUGUGCAUCGGUCUUAUCACCUUAUUUUUUUCAAUUGCAUCUAUGUUGGCGGCCUUCAGUUCAGCCCUUUACAUAGUUGUAUUUCAUCGAGUGAGGUGGUUUGCAGCUCCAAUUGCUGUACUAGCUUCUGCACCUGCUACAUUGUUUUUAUUUCUGCAGUUGCCUCUUCUGGUUGAGAUGGUUUCUUACACAAUAUUCCAACCUAGCAUUAUUCGUCAACAAACUGAAGAAAUCAUCUUUUAG
This is a messenger RNA of Hevea brasiliensis (rubber tree), 1830 nucleotides long. Its product is annotated as ankyrin repeat-containing protein ITN1-like. The record is from RefSeq and is a predicted model, not a curated record. The transcript has 5 exons. The coding region runs from base 1 to 1830 and encodes 609 amino acids. Gene Ontology annotation, molecular function: protein binding. NCBI's taxonomy places the organism in Eukaryota, Viridiplantae, Streptophyta, Magnoliopsida, Malpighiales, Euphorbiaceae.